AUGGAUGUGGGUAGAAGGAGAGACGGGGUAAGGAGUGGUGUGGUUGCAGGGUCUGUGUGGGAGAGCAGAAUGAAGAUUGAUGAAGUCAAAGGUGGAAUUAAGGUCUUCAAUGGCGAUCAGGAGAAUUCUGAAGAUCAGAGUAAUGCUAGCAAUGGGGUUGCUGGAACUCGUACAAGGUCGAAGAGAGGUCAAGCUGGUGGUGCACUGACUGCUGCUGGCAAGAGAAAGACUUGGAAAUCUGACACCUCUGAAGGUUUUGAGAAGAACCCAAUUCAGAUAUCCAAAGCAAAAACAGAGUCUUUGAAGAAUUCUGACCAACAGUGCAAGGAACUGAGUGUGUCUGUUGAUGGGAUCAAGAAGAGCCCAACUCAGCUGAGAAGGCUUAGAUCUGAGGCAAGCAAGGAGAUUGGUGCUGCUGCUUCUGAUAAAAAUGAGAGAAGCUCAGUUGGGAUUAGGAAACCAAGGAAUGAAUUACGGAAAAGUGCUAGUGAUUUGGGUGAAGCUAGUGUGGGAAUUGAGAAAAAUUCAGCUCAGUUAAGGAAGGUAAAAUCAGAGUGUAAUAAGGGACUUGAUGCUUCUGGUAAUGCAAUUCAAUUGGGAAAAGCGAAAUCUGAGUCCAAUAAGGCCUUGGAUGAAUCUGAUAAGGAAAUUGAUACGCCUGUUGAGGUAAUUGAGAAAAGCCCAGUUGAGAUUGAAAACAGUGGAUCUGAGGAGAAUUGCAAGGAGUUCGGUGUGUGCCAAGAAAUGGUCAUUUCAAGCGGCGAGAGCAAUGUGGAUGUGCCCAAAUCUGAUCCAAAGCAUCGGUGCAUGAUGGUGAUGAUCAAGAGGGUGAUGAAGAAGACGAUGGAGAUGAAUUGGAGGAAGAGGUGGAUGAGGAAAUUGAGGUUGAGGUUGAAAAGAAAAGCGUUGAUAUUAAGGAAGUCAAUGCAACAGAAGAGAAAUUGA
Prunus armeniaca (apricot) is the source of this 945-nucleotide messenger RNA. Lineage: Eukaryota; Viridiplantae; Streptophyta; Magnoliopsida; Rosales; Rosaceae. The record is from the annotation of a GenBank genome assembly.